Messenger RNA from Leptidea sinapis, 5680 nucleotides. RefSeq lists its product as uncharacterized. The record is from RefSeq and is a predicted model, not a curated record. Gene Ontology annotation, cellular component: cytoplasm. Gene Ontology annotation, molecular function: protein binding; GTPase activator activity. The transcript is spliced from 20 exons. Gene Ontology annotation, biological process: activation of GTPase activity; regulation of small GTPase mediated signal transduction. Bases 146 to 4699 code for a protein of 1517 amino acids. Lineage: Eukaryota; Metazoa; Arthropoda; Insecta; Lepidoptera; Pieridae.
GCUAAGACGACAAUGAUGUAAAAAACUUGAUGUGUCCCUGGUCCUUCGAGCCGGAGAUCUCGUUGAUAUCUUUUAGGCAAAAUAUAUUAUUGAUGUGAUAUUGUGUGUCGGUACCUGAGCUAGUCCCCAUGACCCGGCUUUCGACAUGCAAUCCCCUUCGCCUCGUCUACGUCACUACAGGACUAUGACAGCAAUAUGCUUCGUCUGCAACCUACCAAUCCUGUCGCACCAAGUUGGGUUGGUGUGGGCUGGUGGAAACGGAUGGGACGAGCUGACAAGGUCUACUCUCGAAGAGACCACCCUGAGGCAGAGACUUGGCAGUCGAAGAGAUUCAGCCGCUCAAGUCUCUUGCUUAUCGCCACCAGAACCAGAUGCCUCGGAGCAACCAAGAGGUGGGCCUCGUCGACGGCGAUCAUCUCUUGCUCAGCUUACCGACAUUCUUCGGGAGUGGGGAGGUGGAAGCAGUGCUCCUAGACGUCAAAGGACUCCACUAUCAAGACGGGAAACAUUAGCUGAUCUCGCUCGCUCUCUGCCAUGGGCAAGGCAUGAGCCACCACCACGGCGCCGCCGAGACUCAUCCGCAGACUCAGGAAUUAAGUCCAUGGCAUCUAAGCGUCGUGAUUCAAAAGCGCAACCUGAAUUCCGAACAGAUUUUCCUACUUUAGAUAGAAAAGACUCAGUAAUAACACCAACAAAAGACCGUCGCAUAAAAAGACGUAGUUCUGGCGAUGAGAAAGAACGCAGAGAUUCUAUUGAAGGGCAUCGCCACAGACGUGAUUCUGUUGUUGUCAUGCCACCAAGAAUUGUCGCAACUCACAAGAAAAGAAGACCUUCACCACCCAUACAAGCGCCCCCGUCGUUUGUUGAUGCAUCUUCUGAUCCAGGUCCGUCUACUCAUCCCCCUUCAGUUACUGUUGUCACCGUCCAUGAACCAAGUCGUUCUGACGGAGAAUGUCAGCCUAUGACAAUGCCAACUAUUAUAACUUCGGCAGUCACACCCUCGCCAACAUCUCCUACUCCACCAAAUGGCGGCACUGCGACAACGCAAUCAUCUCCAACUCCAGGAAUAAAUCAAAUAAGUCAGGCAACUCAAGGAACACAAGCAGUCCAACCUGUAGGUAAAACAGCGCCUAGCUUAGGAGGGCGAAGGGAUUCCACCACUCAAUGUGGUCGUACAAGACGAGAUUCUAGAGCUACAGCGAGUCCUGAAAGACGGUUGGGUAGGCUACAGAGACAGGCUACCGCUUUUGAUGAUCCUAUUGGCCCACCCGGCACUAGAAGACCAUCAUUAGAGCCGGAUGAUGCAGGGCGUGCGCGGCGCGAUUCUCUAAGUCCUGAUUCCGCAGCACGUACACGACGAGAAAGAAACCAAUUAAGCCCUGAUCGUGCUGGAGGUGGUGAGUUAAGUCCAUCGGCCGCUAGACGUCGAAAUCGUCUACGUAGACAAGCAUCAUGUGCACGAAUGGGAAGAGCCCGCAGUCCAGAAUCUAGCUCUUGCUCGAGCCGAGAUCCAAGUCCAUGUGCCAGGCCUCCAGAGAGGACUAUCUUCAGGCGUCAAUCAACAACAGAAGAGAUAUUAAUUGCGCGUGGUUUCCGUCGUCAGUCCACAACUGAAGAAAUGAUACGUUGUCGUAACUUUAGACGUCAAAGUUCUCAAAGUGACGACGCUUGCAUGCGGGCUCGGGGGAGGCGAGACUCUUCGACUCAGAUACUAGAUGGAACCAUUGGCACCAUGACAGUCGAAACAACCAGCACUUUCUUCGAUUCCAGUACACAAACUGAGCCUUCGCCAUUGUAUGACAACAAUCAUUAUCACGAGGAAUGUCUACGUUGCAACUCUUGUGGGUUGAACCUCACCGGACCAAAUCAGAAACGCGCUCGCCGCUUCAAGAACCAGAUCCUGUGCGAUUUGCACUUUGCUGACGUCGCGCUCAUGGAGUGCAGUGACUUCAUGCAACAACUACGCAGCUUCAAGCCUCAGUCACUGGGAUGCGCAGUCGCCAGGCGCAAGUCCUCAACCACUCUCAUCUUCCCACUGCCGCCUCAGGCCUGUUCAGAUGAGUUCUGCGAGGAGUAUCCACACAGCCUGAUCCCAACACCGGGAUACUGGAUCGAGUGUUCACGACAGAAGAUCGCAACUGACACCAUCUGGGAUGAGUCUGAGUCGGAACACGACAGUGGACCGGAUCGGGAUAACGAAAAUGACCGCCACAGAUCUGGCUCUCUGGACGAGGCAGCGGAAGACAGCAGUGAAAAUGGCGGGAGCACACCAAAGAAGAAAUCCGCCAUAGAGGAACAAUGGGAGAGGUCUGGCGGCUUCGAGCUGACGUCUGUGGAACAAGAAACAUAUGAAAAGUACUUUUAUGGAACUGAACAUUGGAACUACUUUACUAAUGAUGAGGACCUCGGACCAGUUAUAUUGUCUAUCAAACAGGAGACGCUCAACGGUAGAGAUCAGUUCAGGAUUCUGGUACGAGCUAUAAGUUAUACGGUGCAUGGGCUGAUCCCCGCAUCCUGCGUGUUUGCUGAUCGGUACAACCGUGAAGAAGUGGUGCGUUCGCUCGGUAAGGAAGUCAACAUCAACCCUCCUCUAAUGCUGGGUCAGCUGCCUGAUACACCUGAAGAGCUGUUAAAACUAGAUCAGGUAUUCAUAAAAUCAGAAUUGAAAGUUGGAGUUAUUUACGUUAAGGAAAAUCAAUACACGGAAGAAGAAAUACUGGACAAUAAUGAGAACUCUCCCUUAUUCGAUGAGUUUUUGCAGGUUUUAGGGGAAAAAGUACGGCUCAAAGGUUUCGAUAAAUACAAAGGGGGUCUCGACACUGUCCAUGAUUUGACCGGUCUAUAUUCCGUGUACACGAACUGGAGAAGUAUUGAAAUAAUGUUCCACGUGUCGACCCUACUGCCCUACGAGAGACACGACCCACAGAAGUUGCAGAGGAAGCGACAUAUCGGCAACGAUAUCGUCUGUGUCGUGUUCCUAGAAGCAGACAACACGGCGUUCUCGCCCGCGUGUAUAAAAAGCCAUUUUCUGCAUACGUUUAUAUUGGUACGAGUAUCGGCGAAGAUUAAACGGCGGCCGACCAGGUACGAAGUGUCAGUGGUCACGCGAGACGAGGUCGGGGCCUACAAGCCCUACCUGUGGGAGCAGAGUGUGUUUGACAAGGGCCCAAUGUUCCGAGAAUGGCUGUUGACAAAGAUCGUGAAUGGUGAACGGGCGUCGUACUCAGCGCCAAAGUUCGCCAGAAUGCAGGAGCGAACCCGCAGUCAGAUGUUAGAAGACAUCGUGGCCAACUUGCAGAACCACGCCGAGACUGGACAGAUACCGAAACCUUAUAGAAGAGGUUCAUGGCGACCAAUUGGCCACAUGCGACCAUCCUCCCCACUGCUAGAUUCUGUGAGGGACCAAUUCGAAGACUAUGACCAGCUCGCUAAGGACUUCACCAGGGUGUUCCUCAACAACGAGCUGAACAUAGCGCAGAACGCGCAGUUGUUCGACGUCGUGUUCCUUGUGGGGUCGUCCAAGCAGAAGACCAGGUUUAUUGGUGUAAGAGCAAUACUGGGCGUGAGGAGUAGAGUGUUUCAAGAGAUGCUGUACGGUAUCCAGAGCGGGUUCGGUUCCCCGCAGGUACCAGUGGCUGAGCUGUUAGCUCGACCAGCGCCUACGCUGAUGUCACCCACACCCGGCAAGCAGAAAAGCAGCAACUUCUUACAAGUGCCCGACAUUGAGUCACCAAGACCUAAAAGCGUACCCAGCUCACCGAUGGUGAAACGAGCGUUUUCCCGCCUGGGCACCAUCACAGCUGGUUGGGGUCGCUCCAUACGGAAGCAGCACUCACAGCUCAAUGCGGACGAUAAAAAGAAAUGGACCAGCUCCCAGGAUUGUUCAAAUAAAGAAAGCAAAGAAAAGGAGAAAGAAAAGAACGCAGCCCUAGCAGUACCAAGACUGUCCGUGUGUGCUGACGCUCAGAAAGUGGACCGAGCCAAACUGGCACAGACUGAGUUUUCUAUCAUAGAGUUCGAUCCAGAUACGUUCAGGAUACUAUUGGACUACCUUCACACGGGCAGCUGUCCACUCACGUGCGCAUCCAUCCCCGGUCUCAUCUGCGCUGCCGAACAUUACGACCUACCUGAGCUGCUGCAGGCUUGCUUCCAUCACGCCAAGCAGUUCCUCAGGAUAGAAGUUGUGUGUACCAUGCUCAUUUCACUGGAGAAUUACUACUGGCGAUACACAUCGGGCACAGAACUUAUAAAUAUGAUUAUGACGUACACAGAACAGCGAGCGUAUGCAUUGUUUCAAACUCCAGAAUUUCUUACUAUAUCCGAAUCAAUGGUGCAACUGAUAAUGUCUAGAAAUCUCGAAGUGCCGGAAGUUAGGAAAUUCGAAGCGAUGCUCAUGUGGGCCCGAAACAAAGUUAAAUCGAACUCUGCAAACAAGACUGAAAUGAAAAAUGAUUUUAAAUGCACUAUGGACAGACUAGCCCGAGAUCUCAAACUAUACAGGAUUUCGCCGCAGGAACUUAUAAAGGUUGUUCUCCCAACGAAGGCUAUCAAGAACGAACGAAUUCUAGAGACCUUGAUGUACCAAGCUAAUUCUGGCAUGUACAGGAUUCAAGAAGACUAUAUUGAAGCUUGCCAACAGCGGAUUCAGAAACAAGAUUCGAGAUUUUCCGAAUUUGAAAGCUUCGAUUACGGUAUUUAAACUUGUGCUGUGAGGAUAUCAGUGUAUUAGUUAGUUUAGGAACUGAAUGGUGUGGGAUGUUUCGUGUGGUAUGUUGACGCCUUCUAUAAAGUAUUAUUGUUGUAGUUGUACCUUAAGGGUGCGAGAAAUAUUUGUACACUUCUCGAGUACCUUUCCUUGUUGUUGUUCAUUGAUACCUAUAUAUUUUAUACAUCUAGCUAGACGUGUUCAGUAUAUUCGUCUCUAUUUUUGGUACCAGAAAUUUGAGAAAAUGUGUUAUCGGACGUACAAAAUACAUUGUUUAUAACACGAGUUGUUACAGAAUGUUGCCAUAAUAUACAAGUUAAUAGUCCUCUAAUGGAUCAUCGACUGGGGAAUUUUAUCCUUACCCUUGGAACUGUCCGCCCUUAUCUUUACUAAAAUUGGAAUGAUUUUGCUCAGUGUACAGUGUUCACAAUUAAAUAUUGUACUUAUUACAUGUGUGUUGUUCCCUUGCAUUAUUCGUCCAAGUUCCACGCUAUGGCAUCGGCAUCAUUUUAUCCUACAGUUACCAAACUAUAAUAAAGAAAUACGGUCUACUAGAUUAAUCGACUUUAAACUUCAUGGGAAUAAAAUUAUUCUGAAUUACACCUAGUUUGUGUGUAUAAAUAUUUAUAAAAUAAUUAUUGUCACUAUAACAAAAUAAUGAAAUUAUAACUCAAAAGAGAACCGACUACCUUUAAGGUGUUUGACACUGUCGUUAUUUCAAAUUGUUAUUCAAGCCAAAAAAUAUGGACACGCGGGAUUCAACUCUAUUCACAACCGCGCAAUCUAUGAUUAAUUUGUACACAAAAAAUAGGGUAAUUGGCAACCUGCUAAUUUAUCUAGUGAAGAAUUAGGGCCAUUUUGGAACUGCUCCUCAGCAUAAGCUAACACAAAUCAAGAAUUCGGAGCCAAGUUUUGUAGUGUGGAUCUAGGACGUUUAUUUGUUCCCCAGAGUGAUCCAGCUAUAAUUAGAAUUAA